AUGGAAAGUGACCAUCGGCGUCUCGUGGCGCGCGGGCGUUGGAGGUGGCGCCUUUAUGCGGCUCUGGUGGCGGGCAGAGUCCUCGGGAGCGUCAUGCUGCUUGGUAUGGUGCACCCCGAUGAGUUCUUCCAGAGCCAAGAGGUCGUCGCGCGGCACUUUUUGUCGCAACACAGUGUUGUGCGGCGCGAGUUGGUCCUGCCGUGGGAGUUUGAGCUGCCAGCGCCCAACCGUUCGAUUGUCAUUCCUGCGCUGAUCGUAGGAGCACCGUACAAGAUUCUGGACCUUUUCAACGUCAAGCUGACGGGAUGGCUGUUGCUCGUGACGCCGAGAUUGCUGCUCUGUCUCUUGUCGUUUACGUUCGAUGUCGUGCUGUAUCGCAUUGUGGGGCAAACGAGUUGCGACCAGAACGCAGCGGAUAGACGGGAGAAGCAGGAGAAGGCGCUGCUCCUAUUUGCCAGCUCGUGGCCGACAUUCGUGCUCCUGUGUCGACCGUUUUCUAACACUCUAGAGUCUUUGGUACUCGCGCUUUGCUUUGCAGUGUUAUUCCUAGCCGAUCCACACCGACGGGUUUUGUGCGGCGUAGUGCACGUACAGACUGUUCUUCUUGGCAGUUUGUUGGCAGUGGGCGUGUUCACGCGAUUUACCUUUCCAGCGUUUUUCUUUCCGCUUGGCCUGGAGCUAGUGCGACAGCAAGAUGCGCUGCUACUCGAGGCAGCACGGAAGAAAGAGGAUGCGCGUGCGUCUUUGCUUGUGCGCCGCUUGACGUCGACACUUGAUGUAAUCUUGCAGGGAGUUGUGGCGUUUUUGAUCUGGGCGGUCCUCUUUGUUGUCGUGGACACCGUGUUCUACCGGCCAGAUGUGUUUAGUGGUGAGAGCAACAGCGUGUCGCUACUGAAGAUCAUUGCAAGGAAUACUGUGAUCGCACCGCUGAAUAAUCUGCUGUACAACAUUCAGUAUGACAACUUGGAAUUACAUGGAGUGCACCCGCGGGUGACGCACUUGGCUUUGAACAUGCCCAUGCUUUUCGGACCACUGUUUUUCAUUUUCCUGGUGCAAUGUUUGCGGUUCCCCGAUCGCACAGUUUUUGGUACUGCAUGCGUGCUCUUUCCACUGGCAUGCUUGUCACUGGCUCCGCAUCAAGAGCCAAGAUUUAUGCUGCCAGCUAUUGUUCCGCUGCAUAUUUUCGCAGUCUCGAACGGCAGUAUGAGCACGUUUCGCUUUUUGACUGAGCACAAGCUUGGAAUGCUGCUAUGGUUCGUGUUUAACUUCGCGCUGACGCUCUUCUUCGGCGUUUUGCACCAAGGAGGCGUCGUGCCAAUGCUGCUAUCGCUAUCCUCGAUGGCUUCGAGUUCAGUGGAGAGCCCUGUCACCUCUGCAAGUUGGCUGACGAACACGGUAUGCGACUUCGAUGGCGCCGACAAAGUUGCUAUGCAGAUGCUCGGUUUAGUGCCGCUCGUGUUUGCAAAGACCUACAUGCCCCCGCGCUUUCUGCUCGCUGGCAUGACAGCAUCGUCUGCGUUUCGAGUGAUCGACCUUGCUGGAAAAAACACUGUGCAUGACCUCGUCGAGUCGUUGGGUGGCAACAACGCAGACCAGAUGUCUGCAGAACACGAAGUCACGAUGUUUAUGGUGCUGCCUGCAAGCGUCGACCUCAGAGACAUGAUGCCCGAAGUGUUCAUAUCACUCUCGAGAAUGUCGAGGUUGGGUCGAUGUUUUCCCCACGUAUCAACUGAAGACUUUGCGCUUGACAAGCCAUUGUCACUGGAGUUGUAUGCAGUGACACUGACGACAAAGUCAUGA
Hyaloperonospora brassicae is the source of this 1800-nucleotide messenger RNA. Lineage: Eukaryota; Oomycota; Peronosporomycetes; Peronosporales; Peronosporaceae. The record is from the annotation of a GenBank genome assembly.